Hippopotamus amphibius kiboko is the source of this 4983-nucleotide messenger RNA. It is a transcript of the gene LTBP4, whose product is annotated as latent transforming growth factor beta binding protein 4. Lineage: Eukaryota; Metazoa; Chordata; Mammalia; Artiodactyla; Hippopotamidae. The transcript is spliced from 30 exons. The record is from RefSeq and is a predicted model, not a curated record. Gene Ontology annotation, molecular function: calcium ion binding. The coding region runs from base 27 to 4736 and encodes 1569 amino acids.
GCGCGGCGGAGCGCGGCGCUGCAGCCAUGGCGGGCGGCGCGCGGCUGCUCUGGGUGUCGCUAUUGGUGCUGCUGGCGCUGCUCCGGCCGCGGCCCGGGCUGGGGCGGCUCCGAGAGCGCCUCCGCGUGCGCUUCACCCCGGCCGUGUGCGGCCUGAGCUGCGUCCAUGGGCCCACUGGCCCUCGCUGCACCCCAACCUGCGCGCCCCGCAACGCCACCAGCGUGGACAGCGGCGCGCCCGGCGGGGCGGCCCCGGGGGGACCCGGCUUCCGCGCCUUCCUGUGUCCCUUGAUCUGUCACAACGGAGGUGUGUGCGUGAAGCCUGACCGCUGCCUCUGUCCCCCGGACUUCGCUGGCAAAUUCUGCCAGUUGCACUCAUCAGGCGCCCGACCUCCGGCCCCGGCCAUGCCAGGCUUCACCCGCUCUGUGUACACCAUGCCACUGGCCAACCACCGCGACGAUGAGCAUGGAGUGGCGUCUAUGGUGAGCGUCCACGUGGAGCACCCGCAGGAGGCGUCGGUGGUGGUGCACCAGGUGGAGCGUGUGUCCGGCCCUUGGGAGGAGGCGGACGCCGAGGCAGUGGCGCGGGCGGAGGCGGCGGCUCGGGCGGAGGCGGCAGCGCCCUAUACGGUGCUGGCACAGAGCGCGCCGCGCGAGGACGGCUACUCGGACGCCUCGGGCUUCGGUUACUGUUUUCGGGAGCUGCGCGGAGGCGAAUGCGCGUCCCCGCUGCCCGGGCUCCGGACGCAGGAGGUCUGCUGCAGAGGGGCCGGCUUGGCCUGGGGCGUUCACGACUGUCAGUCGUGCACGGAGCUCCUGGGUAACUCCAACCAAGUGGGCGCCCCAGAUGGACCGUGUCCAACUGGCUUUGAAAGGGUUAAUGGGUCCUGCGAAGAUGUGGAUGAGUGCGCGACUGCCGGGCGCUGCCAGCACGGGGAGUGUGCGAACACGCAUGGCGGGUACACCUGCGUGUGCCCCGACGGCUUCCUGCUUGACUCGUCCCGCAGCAGCUGCAUCUCCCAACACGUGAUCUCAGAGGCCAAGGGGCCCUGCUUCCGCGUGCUCCGCGACGGCGGCUGCUCGCUGCCCAUUCUACGCAACAUCACCAAACAGAUCUGCUGCUGCAGCCGUGUAGGCAAAGCCUGGGGCCGGGGUUGCCAGCUCUGCCCACCCUUCGGCUCAGAGGGUUUUCGGGAGAUCUGCCCAGCAGGCCCUGGCUAUCAUUACUCGGCCUCUGACCUCCGCUACAACACCAGACCCCUGGGCCAGGAACCACCCCGAGUGUCCCUCAGCCAGCCCCGUGCCCCAUCCUCCACCUCUCGGCCACGCACAGUCUCCACUGCUGAUACCCCUUUUUUACCAGGCUUUCUGCCCACUCAUCGCCCAGAACCCCGGCCUGCGCCACGGCCAGAACCUCGGCCAGAGCCCCGUCCGGGCCCUGAGCUUGCCCUGCCCAGCCUCCCUGCCUGGACUGGUCCUGAGAUCCCUGAAUCAGGUCCCUCUGCAGGCGAGUGUCAGCGCAAUCCCCAGGUCUGCGGCCCCGGACGCUGCAUUCCCCGGCCCACUGGCUACACCUGCGCCUGCGACUCCGGUUUCCGGCUCAGCCCGCAGGGCACGCGCUGCAUCGACGUGGACGAAUGUCGCCGCGUUCCCACGCCUUGUGCUCCCGGGCGCUGCGAAAACACGCCAGGCAGCUUCCGUUGCGUGUGCGGGCCGGGCUUCCGAGCGGGCCCGCGGGGUGCGGAGUGUCUGGACGUGGACGAGUGCCACCGCGUGCCGCCACCGUGUGACCGUGGGCGCUGCGAGAACACGCCAGGCAGCUUCCUGUGCGUGUGCCCCGCUGGGUACCAGGCUGCGCCCCACGGAGCCAGCUGCCAGGAUGUGGAUGAAUGCGUCCAGAGCCCGGGCCUGUGUGGCCGAGGGGUCUGUGAGAACCUGCAUGGCUCUUUCCGCUGUGUGUGCCCGGCUGGCUUCCGGGGCUCGGCGUGUGAAGAGGAUGUGGAUGAGUGUGCCCAGGAGCCACCGCCCUGUGGGCCAGGCCGUUGUGACAACACAGUGGGCUCCUUUCACUGUGCCUGCCCUGCUGGAUUCCGCUCCCGUGGGCCAGGGGCCCCCUGCCAAGAUGUGGACGAGUGUGCCCGUAGCCCCCCGCCUUGCACCUAUGGCCGGUGUGAGAACACAGAAGGCAGCUUCCAGUGCGUCUGCCCCACAGGCUUCCAACCCAACGCUGCCGGAUCCGAGUGCGAGGAUGUGGAUGAGUGUGAGAACCACCUGGCAUGUCCUGGGCAGGAGUGUGUGAACUCACCUGGCUCCUUCCAGUGCAGGGCCUGUCCUGCUGGUCACCACCUGCACCAUGGCCGAUGUACUGAUGUGGACGAAUGCAGUUCAGGCGCCUCCUGCGGCCCCCACGGCCGCUGCACUAACACCGACGGCUCCUUCAGCUGCAGCUGCGCGCCAGGCUACCGGGCGCCACCUGGUCGGCCCGGACCCUGCGCAGACGUGAACGAGUGCCUGGAGGGCGACUUUUGCUUCCCCCACGGCGAGUGCCUCAAUACCGACGGCUCCUUUGCCUGUACUUGUGCCCCCGGCUACCGGCCCGGACCCCGCGGAGCUUCUUGCCUCGAUGUGGACGAAUGCAGUGAGGAGGACCUCUGCCAGAGCGGCAUCUGUACCAACACCGACGGCUCUUUCGAGUGCAUCUGUCCUCCGGGACACCGUGCUGGCCCAGACCUCGCCUCCUGCCUCGACGUGGAUGAAUGUCGGGAGCGGGGCCCGGCCUUGUGCGGGUCUCAGCGUUGUGAGAAUUCCCCCGGCUCCUACCGCUGUGUCCGCGACUGCGACCCCGGCUACCACGCAGGCCCUGAGGGCACCUGUGACGACGUGGAUGAGUGCCAGGAAUAUGGCCCAGGGAUUUGUGGAGCCCAGCGCUGUGAGAAUACCCCUGGCUCCUACCGCUGCACGCCGGCCUGUGACCCUGGCUACCAACCCACGCCGGGUGGCGGAUGCCAGGAUGUGGACGAAUGCCGGAACCGGUCCUUCUGCGGGGCCCAUGCCGUGUGCCAGAACCUGCCUGGCUCCUUCCAGUGCCUCUGUGACCAGGGCUACGAGGGGGCGCGGGACGGGCGUCACUGCGUGGAUGUGAAUGAAUGUGAAACGCUACAGGGUGUGUGUGGAGCUGCCCUGUGUGAGAAUGUGGAAGGCUCCUUCCUCUGUGUCUGCCCCAACAGCCCUGAGGAGUUUGACCCCAUGACUGGGCGCUGUGUUCCCCCUCGGACUUCUGCAGGUACGUUCCCAGGCCCACAGCCCCAUGCACCUGCCAGCCCCAGUCUGCCAGCCAGGCCCCCACCACCAUCCCAGCCCCACCGGCCCGGCCCACCAAGGCAGCCCGUGAGCAGCGGGCGCCGGGAAUGCUACUUUGACACGGCGGCCCCAGAUGCAUGUGACAACAUCCUGGCUCGGAACGUGACAUGGCAGGAGUGCUGCUGCACUGUGGGUGAGGGCUGGGGCAGCGGCUGCCGUAUCCAGCAGUGCCCAAGCACUGAGACAGCCGAGUACCAGUCAUUGUGCCCCCACGGCCGGGGCUACCUGGCACCCAGCGGAGACCCGAGCCUCCGGAGAGACGUAGACGAGUGCCAGCUCUUCCGAGACCAGGUGUGCAAGAGCGGCGUGUGCGUGAACACGGCCCCAGGCUACUCAUGUUAUUGCAGCAAUGGCUACUACUAUCAUGCCCAGCGACUGGAGUGCAUCGACAAUGACGAGUGUGCGGACGAGGAGCCAGCUUGUGAGGGCGGCCGCUGCGUCAACACCAUAGGCUCUUAUCACUGCACGUGCGAGCCCCCACUUGUGCUGGACGGCUCGCGGCGCCGCUGCGUCUCCAACGAGAGCCAGAGCCUCGAUGACAAUCUGGGAGUGUGCUGGCAGGAAGUGGGGGCUGACCUCGUGUGCAGUCGCCCUCGGCUGGAUCGCCAGGCCACCUACACAGAGUGCUGUUGCCUCUAUGGCGAGGCCUGGGGCAUGGACUGUGCCCUCUGCCCCGCACAGGACUCAGAUGACUUUGAGGCCCUGUGCAAUGUGCUGCGACCCCCCGCAUACGGACCCCCGCGGCCAGGUGGCUUUGGACUCCCCUAUGAGUAUGGUCCAGACCUAGGUCCACCUUACCAGGGCCUUCCCUAUGGGCCUGAGUUGUACCCGCCACCCGUCCUACCCUAUGACCCCUACCCACCGCCACCUGGGCCCUUCGCCCGCCGGGAGGCUCCCUAUGGGACGCCACCCUUCGACAUGCCUGACUUUGAGGACGAUGGCGGCCCCUACGGUGAAUCCGAGGCUCCUGCGCCACCCGGCCCGGGCUCCCCCUGGCGCUAUCGGCCUCGCGACACCCGUGGCUCCUUCCCAGAGCCUGAGGAAUCGCCUGAAGGUGGAAGCUAUGCUGGUGCCCAGGCUGGGCCCUACGAGGGGCUGGAGGCGGAGGAGUGCGGGAUCCUGGACGGCUGCGCCCACGGCCGCUGCGUGCGCGUCCCUGAGGGCUUCACUUGCGACUGCUUCGAUGGCUACCGCCUGGACAUGACCCGCAUGGCCUGUGUCGACAUCAACGAGUGUGACGAGGCCCAGGCGGCCGCCCCGCUCUGUGUCAACGCGCGCUGCGUCAACACGGACGGCUCGUUCCGCUGUAUUUGCCGCCCAGGAUUCGCACCCUCGCACGAGCCGCACCAUUGCACGCCCGCCAGGCCCCGGGCCUGAGCGGCAGCCGGCCUGGGCCGCCCGCUCCGCGCCUGCGCACGCGGCGUCCUUGCUGCGCACACCCUCCCUCGGCUGGCGCGCAUGCGCACAGGGAUGACUGACCUGGAGGAGAGGAGGGUCGGUUGGACAGAAGUACAGAAAGAGCGCCCCUCCUACAGACGCCCCGGGCCCGGGCUUAGGCCACGGUCCCCUUCACAUUCCCGCUCCUUUUUAUAAAAAUGUUCAAUUAAAAAACACCUAUUUUGUA